This is a messenger RNA of Phialemonium atrogriseum, 4503 nucleotides long. RefSeq lists its product as uncharacterized. The coding region runs from base 386 to 4147 and encodes 1253 amino acids. The transcript has a single exon. The record is from RefSeq and is a predicted model, not a curated record. Lineage: Eukaryota; Fungi; Ascomycota; Sordariomycetes; Cephalothecales; Cephalothecaceae.
GAGCGAGUACAGGAGAGGAGCAGGUACGGACUAAUUACUGCACGUCAAGUUUAGGGACACUCGAUGGGGUGCAAGAUCUUGGGGAUUUGAGCCUCGGACUAAACAUCAUGCAAGCACCAUGAACCAGUCUUUCUGACGCAGCUGCCUCAUUCUUAGUUAUUUAUCUACAUUUAUUUAUCUUGUCCAUCCUCCUCCUUAAAUACCCGCUGCCACUUGCCGUGUAUCCCUUGACCCUCUCGCGUCCCGCUCGAGGGAGCGCGUCGAAAUUACUGGCGUCGAUGAGGUGAUGAUGCUGCGGCGCCAUUGUCUCUCCGGGUUCACACUCGAUCUCAGGCCCGUAUAAAGCAAUCACGAGGACGAUACCACAUUCCACGCACCUUCUAGCAUGCUGACCCACCUCCGCUUCCAUCGGCGUGGUGGCCCGUCCAAUCCUACCUCCCCCCUUGCUGAACAGGCGUCGUCUUCGCCUUGGGAGUCAACGCCGGUUCACGAACAACCGCCGACGAUACAGGAUGCCUCGCCUCGCCCAGAAUCUCGCCCCCGCUCUCCCAAUUCCUCGAACCUGCCGCCGACCCUCCCACCCAUUUCCCGAGUUACAUCUUUCGAGUCGGAGUCGAGCCUUGGCUUUGGCGACGAUUACCAACCCGAUUCCCGUUUCUCGCGCUCUCCUCCAGCUCGCCAGGCUUACAAUGGUGGGAACUCGGGUUUCAUAGGCGGGAUGGCAUUGCAUAAUUAUCAGCGAGGCUCCCAAGGGCCACCGGCGAACGGGACUGCCCGUGGAAACUUGGCUGUACCCGAAAGCCGUCUCUCUCGAGCGAAAUCCCCUCCACCGCCGAUAUAUACUGGGGCCUCAAUACCCAGGCCCCCCGCAGUCGCGGAACGGGAGCCAAAACCUUGGUCCUCGUUUGUCGCCCCAACAGACCGUCAACAGUUCUCGGGAGGAGUAGCGGGAAAGAGGCCAUCCGGCAUGCGAAUAGCGAACGAGUCAAUAACGACACUCGCGGCGCCCACUGCUGCCCCCGAACCCCCGAAGGGUCGGAAGGGCCUCCCUUUUCUGAAGAAUCCCAUGUCUACCUUGUUGAUGAGGCGCAGGACAGCGCAGGAGUCACCCGAUUCCAAGCCGCUUGCGCCAGGUUCUCAAACCGACCCGCCAGCCUAUGACCCCCGCAUAAGGGGCACUAGAUUCCACGACUUCGGCGCACCAAGGCCAAGCAAAGUUAGCCCAGGAAAGGUUAACACAGUUGGUGAGGGCUUCACCGGCGGAUCCACGACUACGCUGGGGUCGUCGAGCGAUUUGGACAAGUCGCAAAUAUUGCCAGGAUCAAUUGACGGAGUGGAAUCAGCUCCAUACACUGGCAGGCACGAUGGUACCAAGAACCCCAGGAUGGAAUCUCUCCGGGACGAGCCUGUAGAUCUCGGGCCCUCACGACUGCCUGACAUGGCUAGCAAUCAACCCGACCCGACUCAGGCAGAUAGCAGGCGCCUUUCCUUGAAUAAACGUCUUCCCCAAGAGCCCCGUCCGCCGGCCAGCACCGCUUCAUCCUUCCAUACCUCAGCUUCCAACACAUCGAGCACGUCGUCUAGACAAGCAUCAAUACCGCCCAAAUCAACACCAUCCGCUCGGACAAUCAACUCACGGAACGUCUCACUCUCCAGGGUCCCGAAUAGGGAAUCGACGAUAUCGGCAAUCCCCAAACAUAUGAAGAGCACUUCGUCCAGAUUCAGUUUCGAUAUGAUUGGGGCUGCCAAGCAGGAAAAGCUGCUCGAGGAGAGACACCGGCAACGGGAGCUGGAGAAGAAGACGACGGACGUUGUUGUGGAUCAUCAGAGGGACUCCAGAUUCGAUGACUUUGACGACGAAGGUUUCGAUUAUGAUGCCAUGAUGGAGGAUGACGGGCUCGAAGAGAGGAUUCCCGGCGUUAAUGCCGAUGCUGAAGACGACGAGCCCUACGAGGAGGAGCAGUAUGGGGAGCAGUACGAGGAGAAGUACGAGGAGCAGCACGAAGAGUGCCAUGAGGAGCGCCACGAGGUAGAGAUGGACCCGGACGAUGACCAGGAGAACUUUGCAGGCUUUGUGUUUGAAAGGUCGAAUCCCCAAUCGUCAUUAACGAGCCCACUCACACCUGGCAUGUUGCCUACACCUAGGGAUGCAAAUGGCAAGGUCAUAGGGUUUGCCAUGACGAAGGACACCACUCCGGACUUGGCACCAUCGGCAUCUCCCCUUUUUCUCUCCAGCCAAGAUCUCCACUCGAAGCUCGACAAGGCUAUUUCGGGGCUUGGCAUCCAGGGGCUCGACAUUGAAGCUCGGGGCGACGAUGGUGCAGCGGCACCCCAACCAGGUCAGCAAUUGCAAACGGUAGACGCGCUCAGGGCUGCUACCAAAUACGAUGACGACCUAUACUUCGAUGAGGGUUUGGCAGGCGAGCUCACGCUUGAGUACGAUGGCACGGCGUUCGACGAAUCCAUAUUUGACAUGAACGACACCGACGCGUAUGGUCGUCCCAUCCCAGGCGCCUUCGCCCAAGGUCAGUCGUUGAGAGCUGCCCAAGCGGAAGCAGCAAAACGCGAAUCAGAAACAACAUCGCGCCUAUCGGCCCAGUCCGCUGUGUCUCCGUCGACGGCUCACACCUCGCUGAGUGUUGGUUUACAACCCCUUGCACCCCCGCCAAGGCUGGAAGAUCAGGAAGAGGAUCCCGGACCAGCGCAACACGGGAUUGAACAACCCAAGCCAGUGAUACCAGUCACAGGACAGGACAUGGCCUACCAGGCUGCUCUUGCUGAAGCAGCACAGAAAGCUGCCGCGUCAGGGAAAUUCCGAAGGGGUUCAUCUCCUACUCCUGCCGCCGACGUGCUGGUAACUUCUCCAACGGACUCGUCCGAAUCGCAUUCACAUCCUGAAAAUCCUCUUGACGGCUAUGAGGACGACGACUUUUCUCCAAAUCUCGACGACUUCGACUUUGACGACGAGGCCAUCAUCGCCGAGGCGAACGCCAGUGCCCUGGCCAAUGAUCUUGAUGGCUUCUAUGGGCAGGAGUUUGGUUUUUAUUUGGCGCCCAUCAAUCAGUCUCAGAACAACCAUGCCCACCUCCCCCCCUCCUCAUCGUCCUCCGCCACGUCGUCUCCGCCAAAGUCUCUAAGCGCUGAGAACCUCUACCAAUACGCCAAUGGAGGCUACUUCGGCCCCGCUGGUAGUCUCAACCGGUCGACCAGCGGGCGGAUCGUGUGUAGAGAGCCGAAUCUGACUCCAAUCACUGAACGCUCCGAAUAUUCCAACCGAAAUUCAGUCAUGAGUCUCGCCCUGCCGAGUGGUGUCGUUGGGAGCGGCGGUGGCAGUGCGGGCCCCAUCCAGAGCCCCGGCCUCGCGCAGCUUGCCAUGAUGGCCGACGAUGACAACUUGAGCCUCUCUGCUCUGCUGCGCCUCCGGUCCAAAGCAUGGGGUGGAUCGCAGGCUAGCCUGGUUAGCUCGCGCGAGGGGAGCCCCAUGUCGGAUCGCGGCGCCGGACUUCCCGGCGAAGGGGGAAGCUCGCCUCUCGGGUCCGGCCUACAGGGCGUAGGAUCGGGGCUGGGACACAUGAGGAAGAACUCGUCUUUCUCCCUCUGGAGCAACUCUGAUACCGCGAGCUGCUCAGGCAGCCCGACGCUAACCAUGUCGAUACCUCCCCCGCUUCCCUCCUCGCCGCCACCACAGAUACCGGCUAUACCCCUCGGCGUGAUUGGGGGCCCAUCACCGUUGUUCUCGCCACCAGGACAGGCACAUCGAGCCCCGUCGCCAACAGCCCCCGGCGGCUCCUGCCCUCCCGUCCUAGAGGCCGAGGAAACGACUUCGGCCGAGUACGUCAGUCCCACGGCAACCGGCCAAACCAGCCUUGCCGGGUCGGGCCUGUGGAUGAAGACCGGCCCGGUCUCAGGCGAGCGCGAGGCCGCGAUGUCCCCCACCUCGCCGGCGGUGACGUCCCCGCAGGUGCAGCAGGUGCGGGCCUCGGGGAUGGGCCACCGCCACAAGGGGUCGGCGGACAGCAUCUCGUACACCAAGGAGGAGGAGAGCGGCAGCGGGGAGACGCGGUGGGUCAUGGAGCGCAGGCGGACCGCCGAGACCGGGGAGGUUGAGAUAUUGGAGCGCGAGGUCGUCGAGGGGGGGCGCAUCUAGGGAAGAGGGCCCGGGCCCCUCCCCCUGGUCCCUGCCUUGGGGUUUGGUUCCUGCUGUGUGGGGAUCAAUUCGAGUAGGGUUGCUUACUUGUAGCGAUCAUGGUUUGUAUAUAUAUAUAUAUAUAUAUGUUUGCAGAGCAGUUAUAGGUGGGGUUCUCUGUCUAGCUCUUGUCUUGGGUUGCACUUGGGGAUAAUGCUGGGCAUAGACGGUGCUAUGGGGUCAAAACUUUCAGGACAGGGAAAAAUAGGUUAUGCAUCAAGGGGCUUGGGAUAUGAGCCCCCUUGUUGGAGGUAAUGCUUCGCCUGUAUGGGCGCUGAGAAGACAUUAAGCGAUGAAUAAAGAUCAACUAACUUCCA